AUGUCUUCACCAGAGGUUAUCAAGCUUGUAGUUAUAGGUGAUGGUGCUGUAGGUAAGACCUGUCUGCUCAUCUCAUACGCCAACAAUCGUUUCCCAGAAGAUUAUAUUCCAACUGUAUUCGAUAAUUAUGUAGUAAAUCUUACUGCAGGUGAAAGAAAUAUCGAAUUGGGUUUGUGGGAUACUGCCGGUCAAGAAGAAUACGAUAAAUUAAGACCACUCAGUUAUGCCAAUGCCAAUGUAUUUCUAAUAUGCUUCUCCAUUACCAAUCCAGUAUCAUUUGAAAAUGUUUUGUCAAAAUGGUUCCCAGAAGUUCAUCAUUUUUGCCCAGAUGUUCCAAAGAUUUUAGUUGGAACCAAGUUGGAUACACGUGACGACAGAGCUAUCAUUGAGAAGCUCGAGUCUCAAGGUCAAAGACCAAUUUCAAUUGAGCAAGGUAAUGAUUUAGCAAAGAAGAUUAAAGCAGUCAAGUACAUGGAAUGUUCUGCCAAGACAUCACAGAAUCUCAAACAAGUAUUUGAUGAAGCAAUCAAAUCAGUACUGUUCAUGAAGAAGAAAAAGAAGGCUAGAUGUCUCCUCCAAUAA
Messenger RNA from Heterostelium album PN500, 582 nucleotides. RefSeq names its product Rho family small GTPase (gene racC). Lineage: Eukaryota; Evosea; Eumycetozoa; Acytosteliales; Acytosteliaceae. Gene Ontology annotation, biological process: actin filament organization; establishment or maintenance of cell polarity; cortical cytoskeleton organization. Gene Ontology annotation, molecular function: GTP binding; GTPase activity; protein kinase binding. The coding region runs from base 1 to 582 and encodes 193 amino acids. The record is from RefSeq and is a predicted model, not a curated record. Gene Ontology annotation, cellular component: cytoplasmic vesicle; cell projection; cell cortex. The transcript has 4 exons.